Molecule: messenger RNA, 732 nt
Organism: Rotaria sp. Silwood1
Lineage: Eukaryota; Metazoa; Rotifera; Eurotatoria; Philodinida; Philodinidae
Source: the annotation of a GenBank genome assembly
AUGAAUCUAACAAUAGAACAAAUUCGAGUUAUGAUUUAUUAUGAUUACAAAAAACAACUAUCACAAGAUGAAUGUCUUGAAUCAUUACACAAAACCUUUGGUGACUCUUGUGUUUCUCGUGCCACAGUUUACAAUUGGUUUGCUGAAUUCAGUCGCGGCAGGGAUCACUUUGAAGAUAAACCUUGUGCUAGUCGACCAAGAACUGCAGUCACUCCAGAAAACAUCGAAGCUGUUCGUGAACUGGUAAACAUUGAUCCUCAUAUUACGUGUCAACAGAUAGAAGACACUUUACAGAUUGGAUCGGCAUCAACUGAAAUUAUUCUUCAUGAUUAUCUUGGUUUACAAAAGUUACAUGUCAAAUUCAACGGUGGUAAGUCAAAACGUGUGUAUGAUAUUAUCACUGGUGAUGAAAGUUGGUUCUACUAUUAUGAUCCACAAACGAAGCGUCAAAGCCAAGUUUGGGUGGCAAGCAAUGAUCCUCAUCCAACUAAAUCCGGUUUUAAUACAAUCAUUUCUCUUGAAAAUGGUAAAACAGUUACAGCUAAGUGGUAUGCAAAUGAAUGCCUUAUACAAGUGCUCAAACAAGUGGAGAAACAUCGACGUUUCAAUGGUCUUCUUAUUCAUUAUGACAAUGCACCUGCACACAAGGCAGCACUAACAAUGGAAUAUUUAGAUACUCAACACGUCAAACUGAUGGGUCAUCCAACAUAUUCAACAGACCGAAGUCCGUGA